AUGCGCUCUUCAGAGGCUCAAAAGCCAAUCACUCCCGCCAAAAGGCGUGGAAUAAUUCAGCCCAUGCAGUGCUUCAUGAGCAGGCCAUGUUGGCUUGGUUGGUUGGUUGCAAUGUCUUCAUGCUGGCGAAGCCGAGCCCAAUAUGGCGCAUGGCAAAGCAUGGACACCUCAGGGGGCUCUACCCCAGCAGCUCGAUAUCUUCACGCUGCAGUCUUUGAGGACAGGGACAAAACCAUGCUGGUCUUCGGAGGUCGAGACACUCCAACUUCAACACCAGCUCUGGAGGUUUGGCAGUACUACCGCGUCAACAAUGCGUGGCAGACGAAAUGGACAGACCAAGGAGGCAGCGGGACGGUGCCUCCGGCGCUGUAUAUGCACGCUGCGGUCUACGUGAACAAUCUGGUCUUCUUCAUCGGUGGGCUGGAGGAGGCUGGCUUCUUCGCUCAGCUCUGGAGCUUCAGCGUGCUGAACAACGAGUGGGCGGACUUGACAGACACUAACACCCCCAUCAUGCGGGGCCACUCCGCGGUGUGGGAUCCGGACAAUACCGCCGUCCUAAUUUUCGGAGGUUAUCACUCAAUAGAAGCAGUCGUCUCAUUGACCAACACGAUCUCGUACUACCAGGAUUUUAGCGGAUCAUACUAUUGGAUCAGUCCAGAGCAACCAUCCUCCAGUCCUUCCGCGCGGUCGCGACAUGUGGCUGUGUACGAUGAUGCCCAUGGAGUGAUGCUUGUGCAUGGCGGCGAAGAUGACGCCGGAAAUUACUUUAGUGAUACGUGGGAGUACCACUUUUCAGGCAACUAUUGGAUCGAGGAAACUCGCCCAUCUGAAGUCCCUCAGGCCCGUGCGCGGCACACGGCCGUUUUCGAUGGCUACUGCAUGCUGAUCACCGGCGGAGUUUCUGCUGCUGGAAAAUUGGAGGAUCUAUGGCAAUACUGUCAAUCAGACGGCAGCUGGUUAUAUUUGCAGGCGGAUCCGGGCUGGGACCGGCCCUCGGGGCGCACCGGCUCGGCAGCGGUGUGGGAUCCCUACGGCUACAUGUUGGUCUUGUUUGGAGGCCAUAGCAAUGUGGCAGUCCUCCAG
Messenger RNA from Cladocopium goreaui, 1083 nucleotides. The record is from the annotation of a GenBank genome assembly. Lineage: Eukaryota; Dinophyceae; Suessiales; Symbiodiniaceae.